Molecule: messenger RNA, 450 nt
Organism: Lathyrus sativus (Indian pea)
Lineage: Eukaryota; Viridiplantae; Streptophyta; Magnoliopsida; Fabales; Fabaceae
Source: the annotation of a GenBank genome assembly
AUGUUGGUUCUUCUUCUAAAACCAAUUACAUUUCUAGUGUCAACGUUAUGGAGUUUAUUAACUCGUUUAAUCUUCAACACUAUCGCUUACACAAUUGUGCUGUUAAUUCAAGGUUUAAAAACUUCUGGUGAAGGCUCACUUGGAAUAUUUCAACAAGUUGCGGAGAUUAUAAGAGCGUGUUUUGAGUUCGUCCUUCAGUUAUUAAUUGGUUCAAUAAGUUCCAUAGUCUCUUUAGUGUUAGAUGCUGUGAAAAAUGUAAUCACAGGAUCAGUUUCUGCUACGGGAUCGAUGGCUGCUGAACUUGCAGAGAAAUUGAAGACUUCGUUUGAAGAAUCAUUGAAACAGGUGCCAGAACUGCUUGAGGAAGUGUUUGAUAUGAUGUCAAAUAUGGUAACUGAUUUGUGGAACAAUUAUAAAGAAGCUGUGGGAUAUGUUGUAGGAAAUGCUUGA